Molecule: messenger RNA, 516 nt
Organism: Quercus lobata
Lineage: Eukaryota; Viridiplantae; Streptophyta; Magnoliopsida; Fagales; Fagaceae
Exons: 1
Coding region: 1-516 (171 amino acids)
Source: RefSeq, a predicted model, not a curated record
AUGGUUACAGAUAUAGACUCCGAUGAAGAGAUUGAAGAGCUCAGAGAAGGGUUCGCUGCAGUAAAGCUCUCCAAGGACGUUAAGCAUCGUAUUAGAGCAGCCUGGGCAAGUUCCUUUAUUGUCAAAGUUUAUGGUCGAGCAGUGGGCUUUAACUAUAUUCAAACAAAACUCAAUGCAUUCUGGAAACCAACCGGUAGACUGGAUAUCAUUGAUCUUGGAAAGGAGUUUUUUCUCACGCGAUUCAGUUGCAAGGAGGACCAUGAUAUGGUUCUUAGGAGAUGUCCAUGGUUCAUCGAGGACCAUUUUCUCUCGAUACGGCCUUGGGAGCCCAACUUUAAGCCAUCGACGGCGAGUGUGUCCACCAUUGCCGUGUGGAUCCGACUUAACGAGCUUCCUAUUGAAUAUUAUGAAGUUGAGGUUCUCCAACAACUAGGAAACUCCAUUGGGAAGGUUUUGCAGAAACAAGGGGUCGCUUUGCGAGACUUUGUGUGUAGGUGGAUAUUGACAAACCGUUAG